AUGGCUUCCUAUCAGCAAGAUGUGCUUAUUGCUCUCGCAUUACAAAACCAAGCUAUUGCUUUAACGUUAUUAAGAGAAAGAAAGAAACGGCGUUCCGUUUGGGUAAGAAAAUUAUGGAAGGAGCGUGAACGUCAGGGGCAUUAUGAUAACCUGAUUCAAGAAAUGAGGGUACAAGACCAUUCAAUGUACUUCAAUUAUUUCCGAAUGCUUCCUUCGACAUUCGAUGAUUUGCUUGGACUUGUAGGCCCAUCUUUGGUCAGAAAGACAACAAACCUAUGGAAGCCGUUGCCUCCACAGUUAAAAAUGGCAGUAGCUUUACGAUAUGUGGCAACUGGACAAUCUCAAGCUUCACUUUCAUUCAAUUACAGAAUCGGGAGGUCUACAGUAUGCCAAAUACUUGACGAGGUGCCAGAAAAAGUUUGGAAAGCACUGAGGCCUCUUUCUGUGGCCCAACCAAACACUCCUGAAAACUGGAAACGCCUGGCUGACUACUUUUGGAAUUUGUGGGGUUUUCCUUUGUGUUUGGGGGCUCUAGAUGGCAAGCACUGCGUAAUUAACUGUCCUCCAAACUCAGGCAGUGCUUUCUUUAACUAUAAAGGUACAUUCAGUAAAGUAUUGAUGGCAGUGGUUGAUGCGAGUUAUAUGUUCACAUUUGUUGACAUUGGUGACUUUGGACGUCAAUGUGACUCUAGCGUCCUAAACAAUUCUCCUUUUGGUGAAUGUUUGAAUAAAGGAUGCUUGAAUAUUCCAGUUCAUGCUCACUUGCCAAACACUGAUACAAAAGCCAAGUAUUGUUUUAUAGGAGAUGAAGCUUUUCCUCUCAAAGAUAAUUUACUGCGUCCUUACCCUGGAAGAAACCUUGAAGAGAAAUUACGCAUCUUCAACUACCGACUCUCUCGAGCUAGGAGAGUGGUCGAGAACGCUUUUGGGAUCCUUUCAGCAAGAUGGCGAUUCUUAAGGUCACCAAUACAGGAUCACCCAGAAAAAGCCAUUAAAACUGUUUUGGCAUCGGUUGCUCUUCACAACUGGCUCAAGAAACAUGAAGACACGCAGCAAGUUUACGGUCGUUUGUACUGCCCAAUAGGUUAUACUGACUACAAAGAUUCACAUGGAAUUCUUCAAAAGGGCACUUGGCGAAAUGAAGUGUCAGAAUCUGGAGCUCUACAGAAUAUUGGCAAAAUGGGAACAAAUAACUAUACAAAAGCUGCAGAAUAUUAUAGAUCUUUGCUUGCAGAUUAUUUUCUUUCUCCUCAAGGUGAACUCCCAUGGCAAUAUGAUUAUAUUCGCAGAACUUCUUAUGAUCCAGUUUCUUAA
Molecule: messenger RNA, 1314 nt
Organism: Rhopilema esculentum
Lineage: Eukaryota; Metazoa; Cnidaria; Scyphozoa; Rhizostomeae; Rhizostomatidae
Source: RefSeq, a predicted model, not a curated record